Gorilla gorilla gorilla (western lowland gorilla) is the source of this 1716-nucleotide messenger RNA. RefSeq names its product rho guanine nucleotide exchange factor 18-like. The transcript is spliced from 12 exons. Bases 1 to 1716 code for a protein of 571 amino acids. The record is from RefSeq and is a predicted model, not a curated record. Lineage: Eukaryota; Metazoa; Chordata; Mammalia; Primates; Hominidae.
AUGGCCCCCAUGGCUGACUCGGUGCUCAACCACUCCUGGCCGGCCUUCUCCAAGCUGUGGCUGAAGCGGUGGGCCUUCAAGAGAGUACAGACUCCGCUGGCAUCGGCCCUGGAUUCCAUGACCCCUGAUUCUCCAGGGCCCCCUGGAAUUAUCACAGACUUGUGGGGUCCCUCUUGUUUCAGAGGAAAUGUCUCCCACGACUUGGCCAGGAAUUUGUCUCGGGCGAGUUUAGCCAUUGAAGAUGACCAGAUGAUGUCCUGGUACGCAGGGCAUGAGAGGAGAGUGCUGGACAAUAUCAUAAGAGCUGGUCAUGCACUCAUUGCCUCAUGGGUUUUCUUGUCCCCGGUUCCCCGCUGCCCAUAUGAGCGCCUCCUGGUCAGGCCAGCCGCAUCGCUUAGUCUGCAUGACUUGUUAGUCACAGCCACCAUCACCUGCAUGAGCCACGUACUUGUUCAAGGCUCUGGGCCCAAGUCAUGUGUCCAGCCUUUUGACUCUGGAGCUGUGGCUUCAGCCACCAAGAGCAGCAGUGGAUCCUGGAAACCUGAGAACUCAGACUUCUUCUCUGCCAUGGGGGAUGAUCAGGAGGAUGAUUUUCCCAGGCGGCUCAGCGAGAGUAUGGAGGACCUCAGCCUGGAUUUGGGGGCCCUUCAGGGCAGCGAGUAUCUGCAGGACCUGGGCCUUGGGGCCCCUUCCCACAGCCAGCCUGGGGAGACCCCAGACAGCCGCCCCACCGGUGAAGAACCAGGAAGGGAUUCUCUUUUCUCCAGCUUGGCAGGGUCCCAAGACCUGUCAAGGCGGCGCAGCUGGGAAAGGUCGCGGAGCUGCUCAGAGAGCUGGCGGAGGCUCAGCCUCGAUGCCUCAACUGUGGAUGAGGAACCCUGUCUCCCCCGAACACUGGCCAGCCUUGCUUUGAACCUGCCAGGAGGAGGGCUGAAGACCUGGACUCAAGGGUGUCUCUCUGGGGGCGGGACCCCCGCAGAGAGCUCAGGCAAGGAAUGUGACAGCCCCAAGAAAAGAGGGAGGUCAAGGUCCGUUCCUGUGUCCUUCUAUGAGAUCCGCUCUCCAGAAAUCUCUCCGGGUUUGGAAGUGCCCACUCCACCUGUUCAAGGCCUGGAACCUCCAGUGCUGGAGUGCAUGGAAAAAGACCAUGUGGAACCAGAUCACGUGCUGAUUGUCCAGCAGGUGCUUCAAGAACUUCGACAGUACCAUGGGGCCCGGCAGAGGGCUUGCAUGUCAGCCAGCCCCGGAGGAGCCCACUCGAACCUGACCUGGUUUGAAUUCCUGUCGGAGAGCGAGGACGGUGCUGGCAAGAACGAGAAGAGUGACAAGAGUACCAGUGUGAAGCGCAGGCUGAGCUGCCUCCGCAGUCGAGUGACCAGGCAGAAGGAGAAGGGGAAGAGCCCAGCACAUCUAAAGGACAAGGGCCAGGAUGCACGAGAGAGGCGGGAGUGUGUCAAUGGGCACCAGCUGUUGCAAGGGACCUUCUCCAGCCCCUCCAGCUGCCCCCUGUGUGGCAAACCCUUCUUGAGCUCAGGUAAGUCUGGUGGCCCAAUCCAUCCUCCUGGAGGGCAGCCACUUUCUCUUCUUCACGUCCUUUCAAUCAUACUCCUGGGGUCUCUUUUGAUGUGUGCAUCCUCGUUCUGUUUUGCCCUCUCCUCGGCGGCUCCCUGGAGAGAACCAGGGAUCGGUCCCUGGGCGCAGGGACCCUUGGGCUAA